CUUUGUUUUAAACUCUGCACGGCUUUUUUCUCCUCCUCUUGGGGGGGACCCAGAGGGAGCGGCGCCCCCUCCCCCUCCCGGCGAGCCCCCGCGUGCGCCCGCUCGCCCGCCGCCCGAGACGCAGACUUCACGAUGUAGCCCCGAUUCCAGACUGUCAUUUACAGAAAAUGGAAAAGGAACAAGGGGCAGAAGGAAGGUGCAGAAGCCAGCCAGAACUCAGAGUAAGGAGGGAUCAUCGCAUCCACUUGGUGGCCUGAAGCCUCCAUGCCACCGAGUGAGGAAGGACACGCAGACAUCCAGAGGAGAAGCCAAAGAUGUUGACCAGGAAGAUUAAACUCUGGGACAUAAAUGCCCACAUCACCUGCCGCCUGUGCAGCGGCUACCUCAUCGACGCAACCACAGUGACUGAGUGUUUGCACACAUUCUGCAGGAGCUGCCUGGUGAAGUACCUGGAGGAGAACAAUACCUGUCCCACCUGCAGAAUCGUGAUCCAUCAGAGCCACCCGUUACAGUAUAUCGGUCAUGACAGAACCAUGCAGGACAUUGUUUACAAGCUGGUGCCGGGCCUCCAGGAAGGUGUGAGCAUCUGUCUGGAAUGCAACAGCAGCAAACUGCGUGGCCUCAAGCGGAAGUGGAUCAGAUGCUCAGCCCAAGCAACUGUGCUGCACCUGAAGAAGUUUAUCGCCAAGAAGCUUAACCUCUCCUCCUUCAAUGAGCUGGACAUCUUAUGCAACGAGGAGAUCCUGGGCAAGGACCACACUCUGAAGUUUGUGGUUGUUACAAGGUGGAGGUUCAAGAAGGCACCCCUCCUGCUACACUACAGACCCAAGAUGGACUUGCUGUAAGCCCAGCCAGACUCAGCCCACACCCAGCACUCUACAUGGCAAAAUGUGCUAUGGAAUGUUGCCUCUGGGUGCCAUGCGGACCAGAUUUCUGAAUAGAGAAUAUUUAUAACUUUUGUAUGAGAGAAUCCACUCCCAACAAGACACUACCAGCACGCGUUUACAGAGGAUGAAAACACUUCGCAGUUUGCUCGUCUCUGCUCCAGGUCCACAGGCCAGAGAAGAAGUGAAACAUUAGCACGUCCCCACACCACGUCUGACACACAGCACCUCUGCUUGCUUUCCAGGUCUUGAGAGUCUUGAGCGCGUUUCAGUUGAGUUCAUGGAUUAGGUUUCAUGAUAAGCCUCAAAAACACUUGUACUUUUAUUAAGUUCUUCGUAAGUUAUUGAAAGUCUUUUGAUGGUAAA
Rattus norvegicus (Norway rat) is the source of this 1250-nucleotide messenger RNA. RefSeq names its product polycomb group ring finger 3 (gene Pcgf3). Lineage: Eukaryota; Metazoa; Chordata; Mammalia; Rodentia; Muridae. The record is from RefSeq and is marked provisional. Gene Ontology annotation, cellular component: PcG protein complex; nucleoplasm; nucleus.